AUGGCGGGAAGCCGGAAACGCAGCCGAAACACCAUUUUUAAAAAACGAGCCAAUAUUUUCAUAUCUAUCUAUCUAUCUAUCUAUCUAUCUAUCUAUCUAAUCUUUGCUGAACCAGAGACCCAAUCAGAGGCUGAGUCAGAGACCCAAUCGGAGGCAGAGUCAGAGACCCAAUCAGAGAAUGAACCAGAGACCCACUCAGAGGCAGAGUCAGAGACCCAAUCAGAGGCUGAGUCAGAGACCCAAUCAGUGGCUGAACCAGGGACCCAAUCAGAGGCUGAGUCAGAGACCCAAUCAGAGGCUGAGUCAGAGACCCAAUCAGUGGCUGAACCAGGGACCCAAUCAGCGGCUGACUCAGAGACCCAAUCAGAGGCUGAACCAGAGACCCAUUCAGAGAAUGAACCAGACACCCACUCAGAGGCAGAGUCAGAGACCCAAUCAGAGGCUGAACCAGAGACCCAUUCAGAGAAUGAACCAGACACCCACUCAGAGGCAGAGUCAGAGACCCAAUCAGAGGCUGACCUCACUUUUUUUAAUGGCCCCUCCAAAGGGCGAUUCCAUUUCUGGCCGACUAAACCCCCGUCGCCAAUAUCUUUCUAUGCCCACAGAUGA
Molecule: messenger RNA, 609 nt
Organism: Acanthosepion pharaonis
Lineage: Eukaryota; Metazoa; Mollusca; Cephalopoda; Sepiida; Sepiidae
Source: the annotation of a GenBank genome assembly